This is a messenger RNA of Cetraspora pellucida, 1020 nucleotides long. The record is from the annotation of a GenBank genome assembly. NCBI's taxonomy places the organism in Eukaryota, Fungi, Glomeromycota, Glomeromycetes, Diversisporales, Gigasporaceae.
AUGUCUGGAAAGAAAAUAGAUAUGACUGACUCGAAUGAGCCUUCCGGUAAUAGUGCUCAUAAUGGAAUUAUUACUUCACAGAUUAUUGUGCCAUUGCUAAAAAUAAAGCUUUCAAAUACCCCGCAAAUGCAAAUACAAGCGUCGUUUGCUGAGACGCUUCCCCUUAAGUAUAAUACACAUAGCUUUUAUGCCGGAAUGAUGGAGUGCUUAGGAUCAUUUUGUGGAUUUAUGGGAUCGAUUCCAUUAAUUUGUUGUUGCUUCCCUAACCCUUACAAAAAAGUUGAUCAAGGAACUGUUGGACUUAUUUCACGUUUUGGACAAUAUUAUAAAUCCGUUGAUCCGGGUUUAGUUAAAGUAAAUGUUAUAACCGAGGAUCUCACAAAGGUUGAUGUUAAGAUACAAAUUACCGAGAUUCCAAGACAAGCCAUUAUGACAAAGGAUAAUGUAUAUAUACAUAUUGAUUCUAUAAUUUAUUGGCAUAUAAUCAAUCCCUAUCAAGCAGUUUAUGGUAUAACUGAUGUUCGCAAAGCUCUUAUAGAACGUACUCAAACCACGCUAAGACACACUCUUGGCGGUCGUGUUCUUCAAGAUUGUAUUGAAAAUCGUGAAGCAAUUGCUUAUGAAAUUAAAGAAAUCAUUGAUGAACCUGCUCACGCUUGGGGUGUCAAGGUUGAAAGCAUUUUGAUUCGUGACAUUUUAUUCUCUCCUGAAUUACAAGCUUCUCUUUCAUCUGCUGCUCAACAAAAGAGAAUUGGUGAAAGUAAAGUUAUUUUGGCCCAAGCUGAAGUUGACUCUGCUAAACUUAUGAGACAAGCUGCUGAGAUUUUGAAUUCACCUGCUGCCAUGCAAAUUCGGUAUCUUGAAACAAUGUCGUCAAUGUCAAAAUCCGCAGGAACAAAAGUUAUUUUCAUGCCUUCUAGUUCUACAUUUGAUGGUAACACGCCUGGUAGUAUUGCAGCUUCCGGUUCAUCUGGAAAACUUGAUCCAAUUACUGCGUCGGUUUAUGAAAAUAUUUCUUAG